Serendipita indica DSM 11827 is the source of this 1575-nucleotide messenger RNA. The record is from the annotation of a GenBank genome assembly. NCBI's taxonomy places the organism in Eukaryota, Fungi, Basidiomycota, Agaricomycetes, Sebacinales, Serendipitaceae.
AUGUCCUUUUUCAAACCAGCUCGCAAUGCCGACUUUUUGAGGAGCAGGACCCUCUUCUUUGUGGUCAUUCUCGUUCUCCAUUUCGUCUUUGGCAUCGUCGCCGCUCUGGACGUGGCCGCGAAAGACACUCGGAGGACUCAUUCACACCUCGGUGUCAGUGUCUACAACCUGAUCAUCCAACUCGUCUGUUUUGCUGCCGUUGCCGCGGUCGCCCGUCUCGACACGCAACAACAUGUCGGCGAACAGCACGCCUGGUUCUCCCAUACGUUUUUUGAGAUUGUCCUCUACGCCGCCCUUGCCGUUCUCCAGCUCGCCGGCGCGCUCGCAUAUUCAGCCCUUAGCCCUACCUUUCAAUGUGGCUCCAAUAUUGGCUCUGCCUGCGCCUCGGCCUACCGUGCUCUCCUCGUCGGCUCGUGGACAAUCACAAUCCUUUAUGUUUUGUUUGCACUCUGGUUUACGGCCUCUGUCGUCGUCGCCUCUAAGCGUGACCCAACCGUCUGGCGUCGUCGCUGCCGCUCCUACGACUGGGAAGGCAAUGGUCAUACGGCACUCAUCUCGCCCCUGUCUCCUGUCGAUGUUGUGAUUGCGGAGAAACAGGUAACUUCAACCGUUACCUCUACGGCGGCUUCCCCAGUCAAGCCGAAGAAGACGACAUGGGUUCUCCCGACAUUGCGACAAGGCCCGCGUCCUCGUCUAGAGUCGACCCCUCAUUUGCCCAUCCAGAGCUUGCCACCCCCAACCCCGUACAGCGCGGUCCCGCCCACUGCGGGCUCGUCCAUCCCGCCCGUGCCCGAACUGCCUCUGGAGCAUCGCCAACAACAUAUGACGCUUCAUCUCUCACCGAUUCCCCAAGACGUUCCCGAGGAUAUCAGCCUCUCGGGCACACCGGCGGCCAUGCGACCUGUGAGCCUUGUGCAGUCUAUUGCCCAACGCCAACGGGCAAUGAUCAUGUCCAUUAAACCCCUUCGUCUUGGACAUAGCCGUGCACGCACCUCUGUGGACAAGAGCAUGAUUGGACAACCAAGAGCACAGGAAGACUAUCGCGAUACGAUGGACUCCAAGUAUGCCGGCAUGACUCUAACGGCCGCAGAGGCCACUUUCCCCAACUGGUGGAACGCCGAAUCGACCUUUGCUCCUCCUCGAUCAACGUUCCAAUCCGGUACACCGUCGCGUUUUACGGGGGAAUCUUCCAGUCCAGCCUUUCCCCGUUCAACGCUCCAAUCCAACAAUGUACAUGCCCCCAGUCACUUGCGGUCACAAUCGUAUGAUCAACCGCCAGCAACGGCCAUGACGUGGACGCUCGAACCGCCUGGAUUCUCCGUGGCACGUACCGUUUCGUCGCGGUAUUCGACGGGCACGACGGUCCCACCCACACCACCGCCAAAGGACAAGUGGCGGUUACCUGCGCUCGAGCUGCAACCCGCUAUCGACACGGGUGUGAGCUCUGCUCAGAGCAACUAUAGCAAUCAAUCCCGCUCAAACAGUCAGCGCCAUCAACGCGCGAUGAGCCCUACUCCGCGCAGCGAUAUCAUUGAACAACGGCGGAAAAUGACGAGUCCAAAGGGAUUCAUCUAA